AUGGAUGGCUCCCCGAACUGCAGCAUGUAUACGGACAUGGAUGCUAGCUCCUUGGACUACAACGUGCACGCGGCGCUGCCUCCUCCGAUUGACGGGUACCCCGCGCUGCCUCCUCUGCCUGCCAGUGGUGCCGGCUAUCAGCAGCAGCAGUCGGCGUCCUUCCCAUGGCGCGGCCAGUUCGUCGCCGCCCCACCGCCAGCGCCCUCCGGCGCGGCCCCCCACGCGCCCCCCGCCGUCUACUUCCCCGCGCCCCCCGCACCGGGUCUCCUUGGUCCUCGUCCCGCGGGCCAUCAGGCGUUCCUCGGCACCCCCUACCUGCCAUACGGUGCUUCGCUCGCUCCGCCACCUCUCAGUGGCUACGGCGCGCCCGCUUAG
Molecule: messenger RNA, 375 nt
Organism: Aegilops tauschii subsp. strangulata
Lineage: Eukaryota; Viridiplantae; Streptophyta; Magnoliopsida; Poales; Poaceae
Source: RefSeq, a predicted model, not a curated record